Molecule: messenger RNA, 920 nt
Organism: Cokeromyces recurvatus
Lineage: Eukaryota; Fungi; Mucoromycota; Mucoromycetes; Mucorales; Mucoraceae
Exons: 4
Coding region: 36-920 (294 amino acids)
Source: RefSeq, a predicted model, not a curated record
CUGAACGAAAUCUACUAGUAUGUUCUGUUUUUAUUAUGGAAUGUAAAAAAAAAAGAAAAGUUCAUUAUACUCAUGAAAAUAAUUUUACAAUUUAUAUAAAUAUAAAAACCACACACACACUAGCAGUUAAUUUUAUAUUUAUUAAAAUGAAUGCCAUUUUUUAUUUGCAACAAUUAACACAUGGGAUUCAGUACAUUAGAAAUUUGAAAGUUGCUAUUCCCCCUUUUUUUAGUGAAUUACCUUUAGCAGAAAUUGUAAAGGCUAUACUCAUCAUACAUGCAUACCGUACAUCAAUAGGAGAAGGAAAUGUUAAACAUAUUUCUUGGGUACAAGGAUUUAUAUCAUGUAUCAUUUUAUCUUCAGCCGGUACAUGUACAGUUGCGUUACUUAGAGGAGAACCCUUUAGUGUAAUCUACAAAGAUGAAAUAUGGUUUAUUUAUGGGCUCAUUUAUUGUAUUAUGAUGUUUUCCAAUUCAUUUGUAUUUAAAUGGAUAUCCUUUAUCUUUACUAAUUUCCCUGUGCUAAAAGUGAUCUUCAUUUUUAUCAGUGGACUUCAUCGGGGAUACUCACUUGUUCAAUAUGGUGUAGAUGGUGUAACAAUAAAGACAGAAAACAAGAAAAUAAUCGCUAGAGUUCUAUGUGGUACAUUAACAGGUUGUGGAGGAGGAUUAUGGAAUGAAAUACUUGGGCUUGAUCGUUUACAAUGGCGUUUAACAAUGCCAAGGCUUUCUGUGGAUGUAAAGAUAUCUUUUUGGUCUACUAUUGUUUAUAUUCUAUUAACAAUGUUACUUACACUUCAAGAAGAUGCUCAAGCAUUGGGUUCUUUAUUAUUUACUAUUUUGCUAAUCUACAAUAAAGUAAAGAAAAUAACCCAUAAUCAUAGCAAUAAAGAUGUAUCUAAGCUAAAGAAGAAUGCUUAA